CGACUGUCGCGCGUGUGCUCCGGCUCCUCACGCGGCGGCCGGGGCCGCCUCUCCCUCCCUCCCGCCCGCCCUCCGAGAGCGGCCGCGCCGUCGCCUUCCGCGCCGCGCGGCUUCCUCCAGAUCUCAGCGCGGGUGAACCCUGAUUAUAGAGGAGACAGCUGCUGCUGACCCUGUGCCCCUAAGGCCGAAGUAGCUGGCUAAACUCAUUCUUGGUACAGGACAAGAAUAAGUGUCAAUCAAGUGACUAGGAGGCAAUAACAGGUGUUCUCCCAUUUCAAACUUUUUCCAGCCCUACUCUGUGUAUAUAUAUUUACCAAAGCAGGUGGACACCAUGUCUUUGAAGAUUCAGACUAGCAAUGUAACCAACAAGAAUGACCCCAAGUCCAUCAAUUCUCGGGUCUUCAUUGGAAACCUAAACACAGCUGUGGUUAAAAAGUCAGAUGUGGAAACCAUCUUUUCCAAGUAUGGCCGUGUGGCUGGAUGUUCUGUGCACAAAGGCUAUGCCUUUGUCCAGUAUGCCAAUGAGCGCCAUGCCCGGGCAGCGGUACUGGGAGAGAAUGGACGGGUGCUGGCUGGACAGACUCUGGACAUCAACAUGGCUGGAGAGCCCAAGCCCAAUAGACCCAAGGGGCUAAAGAGAGCAGCAACUGCCAUAUACAGUGGCUACAGCUUUGACUAUGAUUACUAUCAAGACUACUUCUGUUCGAGGCUGUUUGAUUAUAGAGGCCGCCUUUCUCCAGUGCCUGUGCCCAGGGCAGUCCCAGUGAAGAGACCCCGUGUCACAGUCCCUUUGGUUCGCCGUGUUAAAACUACAAUACCUGUCAAGCUCUUUGCCCGGUCUACAGCCAUCACUACUGGCUCAGCCAAGAUCAAGUUAAAGAGCAGUGAGUUACAGACCAUCAAAACAGAGCUGACACAGAUCAAGUCCAACAUCGAUGCCCUGUUGGGUCGCUUGGAACAGAUUGCAGAGGAACAAAAGGCCAACCCAGAUGGCAAGAAGAAGGGUGACAGCAGCAGUGGUGGAGGAGGUGGCGGCAGCAGUGGCAGCAGCAGUGGCAAUGCUGGUGGUAGUGGCAGUGGCAGCGGUGGUGGCGGCAGCUGCAGCAGCAGCCGACCACCGGCCCCCCAAGAAGACACAGCUUCUGAGGCAGGCACACCCCAAGGAGAGGCCCAGACUCGCGAUGACGGUGAUGAGGAAGGACUGCUGACACACAGCGAGGAGGAACUGGACCACAGCCAGGACACAGAUGCAGAAGAUGGGGCGUUGCAGUAAGCAGGAGAAAUGGCCAUCAGCAGAAGAAGGGCAUCACUGUCUCAGGCCUCAAGCCAGGCACCCAUCUCUGGAUGCCAGUUUGUAGUGGGUACCAGAGGAAAGCUGGCAGCAGGCACUCCUCUCCCCAUGCAUCCCAGCCAGUGAGUGCUACAUCCUUUGCAAGUGGAGUUACUGGCUUACCCUUACCCCAUGCAUUCUUCCUGUCUGCACUGCCUGGGCCAAGGGGCAGAACACAUUCUGCCCUUCUUCCCCAGGGAAUUCCCAGGCUUGGAUUUUUCUAUAGGUUUGAGGGGGGGUGGAGGGGGGGGGAGAA
Messenger RNA from Mesocricetus auratus (golden hamster), 1586 nucleotides. It is a transcript of the gene Raly, whose product is annotated as RALY heterogeneous nuclear ribonucleoprotein. Bases 332 to 1273 code for a protein of 313 amino acids. Gene Ontology annotation, molecular function: RNA binding. NCBI's taxonomy places the organism in Eukaryota, Metazoa, Chordata, Mammalia, Rodentia, Cricetidae. The transcript is spliced from 11 exons. Gene Ontology annotation, cellular component: nucleus. The record is from RefSeq and is a predicted model, not a curated record.